GCUGGCGCUAGCUUUCUCUGUCUGAGGGUCGGACUGCGCGUCAGUCUGUCUCUGGCGCGCUCGCCCCCCUCCCCUUGGGGGAGGAGAUGUUAUUUCCCUCCUUUCUCCUCGGAAGGGUCAAGAUUUUUCUGGAAGAGGUGCCCCUUUAAAGGGGCAGGAGCCUUGGCUGGGGUUCUCCCUUGUCUCAUGAGUAUCUCGUGGGGGUACAGGGGGUAGGGUCUAAUUGCAGAAACUCCUCGUUCUUCGGGGACCUGGGUGGGGUGGGCAAGUGGGGCUUCUGGGGUCCUGAGGAGACCUCUGGGGGUGUUGGGGGUAUUUGGACGCGUGUCUGUGGGAAGGGCUGUGUGGGAUGAGACGCUCCCGCCAAAAAACUGGACUGUAAGCUCCUUGCGGGCGAAACUCCUUUUCCUCAGCAGCCGCCCUUCCCUCUCCAGAAUUUGCCCCCCGGUGCCUGGAGGCUUGGGGAGGACCCAAGAGGUUUUCCUUAGAUACUUGCUGCUUGGGUGAGGACUACCCCACGCUGCCAAGGAGGUGGUAGCUGGUAGGGAGGAAGAACAUACAGCGCUUUAACAAAGGAGGGUCCACACCCUCUAUACUCUGAGGAUUUCAGGCCUGUCCCCUUGGUUCCCAGGUGCCAUGAGGAAGCCGCGCCGGAAGUCGCGGCAGAAUGCCGAGGGUCGGCGCUCCCCAUCUCCCUACAGUCUGAAGUGCUCACCUACUCGGGAGACCCUGACAUAUGCUCAGGCCCAAAGGAUUGUCGAGGUGGACAUCGAUGGACGCCUGCAUCGAAUCAGCAUCUAUGAUCCACUCAAGAUCAUCACAGAGGACGAGCUGACUGCCCAGGAUAUCACCGAAUGCAAUAGUAACAAGGAGAACAGUGAGCAGCCUCAGUUUCCUGGCAAGUCCAAAAAACCCUCCUCCAAGGGCAAGAAGAAGGAGUCCUGUUCCAAGCAUGCAUCCGGCACUUCCUUCCACCUCCCGCAACCCAGCUUUCGCAUGGUGGACUCAGGCAGCCAGCCAGAAGCACCCCCACUGCCUGCUGCCUACUACCGCUACAUCGAGAAGCCACCUGAAGACCUGGAUGCGGAGGUAGAAUACGACAUGGAUGAGGAGGACCUUGCCUGGCUGGACAUGGUGAAUGAGAAGCGGCGAGUAGAUGGGCACAGUUUGGUGUCAGCAGACACUUUUGAGUUGCUGGUAGACCGGCUUGAGAAGGAGUCCUACUUGGAGAGUCGCAGCAGUGGGGCCCAGCAGUCACUCAUUGAUGAAGACGCCUUUUGCUGUGUGUGCCUGGAUGACGAAUGCCACAACAGCAAUGUCAUUCUCUUCUGUGAUAUCUGCAACCUGGCUGUACACCAGGAGUGCUACGGUGUCCCCUACAUCCCUGAGGGCCAGUGGCUCUGCCGCUGCUGCCUACAGUCUCCCUCCCGACCUGUGGACUGCGUCCUCUGCCCCAAUAAGGGCGGCGCCUUCAAACAGACCAGUGAUGGGCACUGGGCCCACGUGGUGUGUGCCAUCUGGAUCCCUGAAGUCUGCUUCGCUAACACCGUGUUCCUGGAGCCCAUCGAGGGCAUUGACAACAUCCCACCUGCCCGCUGGAAACUAACCUGUUAUAUCUGCAAGCAGAAGGGGCUGGGUGCAGCCAUCCAGUGCCAUAAGGUGAACUGCUACACGGCCUUCCAUGUGACAUGUGCACAGCGGGCUGGGCUCUUCAUGAAGAUUGAGCCCAUGCGUGAGACCAGCCUCAAUGGCACCAUCUUCACAGUACGCAAGACCGCCUACUGUGAGGCCCACUCGCCGCCAGGUGCUGCCACUGCUAGGAGGAAGGGUGACUCCCCUGGAAGCCUCAGUGAGGCUGGGGAUGAGGAAGGCCUGAAGGAGGGCUGUGGAGAGGAGGAAGAGAAGGAAGAGGUAGAAGAAGAGGAGGAAGAUGAAGGCCAAGGCGGGGUAGGUGGCCCCCUCAAGGGAGUGCCCAAGAAGAGCAAGAUGACUUUGAAGCAGAAAAUCAAGAAGGAGCCAGAGGAAAUGGGCCGAGAUACACCGUCCACUGUCCCCAUGGUCACUGUCCCACAGAUCCCCUCAUAUAGGUUGAACAAGAUCUGUAGUGGUCUCUCCUUUCAGAGGAAAAACCAAUUCAUACAGCGGCUUCACAACUACUGGCUAUUGAAGCGGCAGGCACGGAACGGUGUCCCCCUCAUCCGGCGCCUGCAUUCCCACCUGCAGUCCCAAAGAAACGCCGAGCAGCGAGAGCAGGAUGAGAAGACCAGUGCAGUGAAGGAAGAGCUGAAAUACUGGCAGAAGCUCCGGCAUGACUUGGAGCGGGCGCGGCUGCUGAUUGAGCUGAUUCGGAAAAGAGAGAAGCUCAAGCGAGAACAGGUCAAAGUCCAGCAGGCCGCGAUGGAGCUGGAGCUUAUGCCGUUCAAUGUUCUGCUGAGAACCACACUGGACUUGCUGCAGGAGAAGGAUCCGGCACACAUCUUUGCCGAGCCUGUCAACCUGAGUGAGGUUCCAGAUUACCUGGAAUUCAUAUCCAAGCCAAUGGAUUUUUCUACCAUGAGGCGGAAGCUGGAGUCCCACCUGUACCGCACCUUGGAGGAGUUUGAGGAGGACUUUAACCUUAUAGUUACCAACUGCAUGAAGUAUAAUGCUAAAGACACAAUUUUCCACCGAGCAGCUGUCCGCCUGCGGGACCUGGGAGGGGCCAUCCUGCGGCAUGCCCGGCGGCAGGCAGAGAACAUCGGCUAUGACCCCGAGAGGGGCACCCACUUGCCUGAGUCACCCAAAUUGGAGGACUUUUACCGCUUCUCCUGGGAAGACGUGGACAACAUCCUCAUCCCGGAGAACCGGGCCCACUUGUCCCCGGAGGUGCAGCUGAAGGAGCUGCUGGAGAAAUUGGACCUGGUGAGCGCCAUGCGGUCCAGCGGGGCCCGGACCCGUCGCGUCCGCCUGCUGCGCAGGGAGAUCAAUGCCCUUCGGCAGAAGCUGGCACAGCCACCACCACCACAGCCACCAUCACUGAACAAGACUGUGUCCAAUGGGGAGCUGCCAGCAGGGCCCCAGGGGGAUGUGGCUGUGCUGGAGCAGGCCCCACAGGAGGAGCCAGAAGAUGAUGGGGACAGAGAUGACUCCAUACUGCCUCCCCCACCAACCCUCGAGCCCACUGGGCCUGCACCUUCCCUGUCUGAGCAAGACUCCCCUCCGGAUCCCCCUACUCUGAAACCCAUUAAUGAUAGUAAGCCUCCAAGCCGAUUCCUAAAGCCCAGAAAGGUGGAAGAAGAUGAGCUCUUGGAAAAAUCACCUCUGCAGAUAGGGAGUGAGCCCCUGCAACGCCUGCUCAGUGACAAUGGCAUCAACAGAGUGUCUCUCAUGCCCCCUGAGACCCCUGCUGGUGCCCCACUCAGUGGCGUGGGCCGCCGCACAUCCGUCCUCUUCAAGAAGGCCAAAAAUGGAGUUAAGCUACAGAGGAGCCCAGAUAGGGCCCCAGAGAAUGGUGAGGACCAUGGUACAGUGGGCUCUCCUGCCUCUCCGGCCAGCAUCGAGGAUGAACGGCACUCCCGGAAGCGGCCAAGGAGCAGGAGCUGUAGUGAGAGCGAAGGGGAGAGGUCCCCCCAGCAGGAGGAGGAGACAGGCGUGACCAACGGAUUUGGAAAACACACCGAAAGCGGGUCUGACUCAGAAUGUAGUUUGGGUCUCAGUGGUGGACUGGCAUUUGAAGCUUGCAGUGGUCUGACGCCCCCCAAACGCAGCCGUGGGAAGCCAGCCCUAUCUCGUGUACCCUUCCUGGAAGGUGUAAAUGGAGAUUCUGACUACAGCAGCUCAGGCAGAAGCCUCCUGAUGCCCUUUGAAGACCGCGGAGACCUGGAGCCCCUGGAGCUGGUGUGGGCCAAGUGCCGAGGCUAUCCCUCCUACCCCGCCUUGAUCAUCGAUCCCAAGAUGCCCCGGGAGGGCCUCCUGCACAAUGGUGUUCCCAUCCCUGUCCCCCCUCUGGAUGUGCUGAAGCUGGGAGAGCAGAAACAGGCCGAGGCUGGAGAGAAGCUCUUCCUUGUCCUCUUCUUUGACAACAAGCGCACCUGGCAGUGGCUUCCAAGGGACAAAGUGCUACCCCUGGGUGUGGAAGACACCGUGGACAAGCUCAAGAUGCUGGAAGGCCGCAAGACCAGCAUCCGAAAGUCGGUGCAAGUGGCCUACGACCGUGCAAUGAUCCACUUGAGCCGGGUCCGGGGGCCCCACUCCUUUGUCACCUCCAGCUACCUGUAAGGGUGGGUCCUGGCUUGUGUCUGCCUGCCCUGCCUCUGUCCCAUGCAGCACAGAGGCCCCUUCCUGCCCCAGCCAGUCAUAUGGCCGGCAGCUUCCCCCUUCCAUGGCAGGCCAGGGACUGGGCCGUGUCCUCCCCAUGGGCAAGGCCCCAGUUUUGACCAACUGUAUGGUUCCCCUGGUGGGCCUGCUGUGUGCCAAAAACUCCCACCUGAGCUCGCUCGGGGGGGGCUAGUCCACUGAAGAACCUGUUAGAAGUAGAAAUAGCUGUGAGGCUUGGGCCCGGCCGAGGAGAUGGACCUGAGCCCAGAAGGCAAGAGGUCCUAGGCUCUUUCUCAAAGGUGUGCCUGGCCCGCUCCUUCCCACUCCCAGCUAACUACACCUCAGGGCAAGCGAGGCUCUGACAUUGACCCCAGAGGUGCUGUGGAUACAUGGGAGUCCCGCGGGGAAGCUCACGGAGCUCACCCUCUCUCCCCUCUGUCACCCAUUCUCAUACCUCUUCCCUGCCCCAUCUUCUGCACCAGUGCCGUCUCUCUUUUCCCAUGUUCCUUUCCUUUCUUUUGUGCCAAACAGAAACCAUCACCAAACUGGUCUUUUUCUUUUUAUGUCUCAUUCCCUUUGAGGCCAGCUGCUAUGCUAGGUGGGUCCCUCCACCUGGCUCCUUAGGGCCCAGGACAGAGGCCAGCCUACCACUCGGGUGACCCCUCCACCAGCACACACACCCCUUCCCUAUCUGCUGCAGACACACAGCUGAGGCCAGGCUGUGAAAGCUUGCCCCCUCCCUGUCUUGCUGAGAGGCGGGCCGAGGCUUGACGGGCUCCCGUCAGACCAGGCUGGUUGUGGGAGUGUCCGUCUGUCCACUUGGAUGUUGAGGGGUGUUGACUGAAGCUGUGCUCUUCAGCUGGGUCUGCUCCUCACCCCUGCUGUCCUCUCUCUGUGGGCCUCCCUCUCCACCACCAUGGACGGUGGUGCCCGCGGUCCAGCACCUCCCUGCCUGCGCUCUGCCCAGCCCAGCCUCUGCUGCUCCCGCUCCCAAACUCCGGGGGACACCACACUUAUUUCACGCCCUCUGUCCCCUUCCCUCUCCACCUUUCAACCCCCUCCCCACCUUCACCUUCUCAAAAACGGAAGGAAAAAAACUGUGAAAUGGGAAAUGCUGACUGACAAACCAACACAACUUUCAGAGGCUUUGAGUCUGUUCUCUGGAUGUUUCUUUUCACCUCUUUAGCACCAAAGCCGCAGGGCCAGGUUGCAGGCCACUGAUUGCCAUGUUGAUUUUUAACCUGACGUUCUUUUUAAUUGUUUUAAAUUUUUCAUAGGGGAGUUUUGGACAAAAAAAAAGUCACUGGGGAGAUCACUGCCAUUUUUACACACUCGACUUUUUAAAAAUACAACCAACCAACCACCACAACUUCUUAUACAUUUGGGACACGAGCCAGAGUUUAAAAGGGAACCAACAAAACUCUCUAUAACAUAAAGGAUGGGGUUUUGGAUUUUGUACAAUAAUAAAAAUACAAUACAGCAUAUGGCUAGGGAAGGACAUGGUGUAUAUAAUUGUAAAAUACUGUUCUAAAUUAUUCAGGCCUAUAGUUUCCAUUACUGGAGUCCUCCAUUGUGUGGCUGAGUAUUUUAAAUGCACACAGUGUGGUUUAUUUAAAGGAGCCAAUGCGUCCCCCUCUCCCCAGGUAGUCGGUCAGCUGUGGACUCUGUGACUUUUGUCUCAACCUGUGUUGUUAAGAUCUCGGGGCUCUCUCUCUCUCUCUCUCUCUCUCUGUGUCUCUUUCCCCCAACACUUUCUCUUUCUAGUCUUUCUUUUUUUUCAAUCUCCUUGACUCUUUCAGUCUCUUUCUGAGUCUCAUCUUUAAAACUGCUCUUUUAGAACGGGAAGCGGCUCAGAUCCUGCUGUGGCAUGGGGCCUACGUGUCUCAGUCGCGUCUGCUGUGAAGCACACGAUGCUCUAUUUAUUGUAGAAAGUGACUUUAUUUGCUUUCUAGAAUUGUUUAUAACAGAUGGUAUAAGAGAGGUAAUAAACAGAGAAAACUCUAUGCUUGUAAAGAAUACAAAAGUUAAUUUUACCUACUAUAAUAUGACUGUCUGAAACUUAUUUUCUCUCUGAGAAAUAAAUGUUCUAAUGGGCAGCA
Leopardus geoffroyi (Geoffroy's cat) is the source of this 6395-nucleotide messenger RNA. It is a transcript of the gene BRPF3, whose product is annotated as bromodomain and PHD finger containing 3. Gene Ontology annotation, biological process: regulation of transcription by RNA polymerase II. Gene Ontology annotation, cellular component: MOZ/MORF histone acetyltransferase complex. The transcript is spliced from 13 exons. The record is from RefSeq and is a predicted model, not a curated record. Bases 637 to 4257 code for a protein of 1206 amino acids. Lineage: Eukaryota; Metazoa; Chordata; Mammalia; Carnivora; Felidae. Gene Ontology annotation, molecular function: protein binding.